UUUAUGAAUCUUACUUCAAAAAUGUAAUUUGUGUUCAAUGUUAAGGAACAUAAACAUACAAAAUGACAGUAAAUAUUUUACCUUUCAAAUUUAGAAUAAUAUGCCGGGAUAUUGGAGGUUCUGAUCCCGAACGAAUGUCAGCCCCUAAUGUUGCCCACUAUGUGCAAAGCUUGUUUUCUAAAGAUACUCCAGUUAAAGUUGAAGUUAUUGAAGAUGAUAGUGUUCUUACUAAAGAAUAUCCUCUUUUGAGUGCUGUAAAUCGUUGUGCUAAGGGUGUAGAGCGACACCGUGCCCGUGUUGUUUUCCUCACUUAUGAAUCCAGUGAUGAACCUUCAAAAACAUUAUUCCUUGUCGGAAAGGUUUCAAUUUUUUCAUUUUAAAAUUUUGUUGUUAAUGGUUUUUGUGU
This is a messenger RNA of Parasteatoda tepidariorum (common house spider), 406 nucleotides long. RefSeq names its product Dipeptidase B (gene Dip-B). NCBI's taxonomy places the organism in Eukaryota, Metazoa, Arthropoda, Arachnida, Araneae, Theridiidae. Gene Ontology annotation, biological process: proteolysis. Gene Ontology annotation, molecular function: manganese ion binding; metalloaminopeptidase activity. The record is from RefSeq and is a predicted model, not a curated record. Gene Ontology annotation, cellular component: cytoplasm.